This is a messenger RNA of Hyla sarda, 2766 nucleotides long. RefSeq names its product amyloid beta precursor protein binding family B member 1 interacting protein (gene APBB1IP). Gene Ontology annotation, biological process: signal transduction. The record is from RefSeq and is a predicted model, not a curated record. Gene Ontology annotation, cellular component: plasma membrane; cytosol. The coding region runs from base 474 to 2435 and encodes 653 amino acids. NCBI's taxonomy places the organism in Eukaryota, Metazoa, Chordata, Amphibia, Anura, Hylidae. The transcript has 14 exons.
GUAGCAUUUUAUGUUGAGUCUGGUUUCAAGUUACAAUGGUCCAGAAAAUACCAUUGUAUGUUGAAACUAUUGUAUGUUGAGGCCAUUGUAAGUUGAGGGAUCACUGUAUAGCUAAAGAGCUGGCUCAUAUAAAGAGGCCUGAGCUGCAAUACCAGACACAGCCAGAGGACAAGAGUGGUGCUGUUUCUGAAAGAAAAAAAAAAAGUUGAUCCUUUCAAUUUGUUUUCAUUAAAAGUUGCAUAAACAAUCCAAAAUAUACACCCUGAUUAUAAAAGUUACAGCUUGUAUAGAGGAUACACCAUCCCCGCUCUUUGUAAAUGAGAUAUACCACUUCCUCUUGGGGGAGGGUAGUACGUCUAACCUAAAGAAGAAGUUUCACAUUGACUCAUAAAUACUGACAUCUAAAAAGUAAGGCACAUUUGUCUUUAGUGUUCGCCUCAUUGCAGGGACACAGAUUGCAACAUACAGACAAGAUGGAGCAGACCUGCGAAGAAAUCGAUGAAAUGUUUAGUAACCUACUGGGAGAGAUGGACCUGUUAACACAGAGCCUGGGUAUAGAAAAUGACCCGAUAAUGAAAGCCCUCAGCACAGACACAGAGAUGAACUAUUCUUUUGGGUUCAAAGAUUUAAAUGAGUCCCUCAAUGCCCUCGAGGACAAUGAUCUGGAUGCUCUCAUGGCCGACCUGGUGGCUGACUGCAAAGAUGCCGAACUAAAAGUGAACAGUAAAAGCUACAAUAACGUGCCUCCCUUUCCUACUGAAGAUACCUUAAAGAAAUAUUAUCCAGAUGAUUAUAAUAAUGUAGCCACUGGUUCCAUGGAUGACCUGUCUUCUCUCCCACCACCACCCCCGAGUGCAUGGGAAAUGGAUCUUCCUCCUCCGCCACCACCACCUCCGGAUGCUGUAGAACCAAAGGACGCAGACGAUUCAAAAGCCAAAGCUGAUAAAAUAAAGCUGGCUUUGGGCAAAAUGAAAGAAGCCAAAGUUAAAAAGCUGAUUGUUAAGGUUCACAUGACAGACAGCAGCACCAAGACCUUGAUGGUGGACGAACGCCAAACUGUCCGUGAAAUACUGGACAACCUGUUUGAGAAGACACAUUGUGAUUGUGCUGUGGAGUGGUGUUUAUAUGAGGAAAAUCCUGAGCUUCAGAUUGAGAGAUUCUUUGAAGACCAUGAAAACAUUGUAGAAAUCCUUUCUGACUGGACAAGAGACAGUGAGAACAAAAUUUACUUUGUGAAAAAGUCUGAAAAAUAUGCUGUGUUUAAAAAUCCUCAGAAUUUCUACAUGGCCAGGAAAGGAAGUGCAGAUGUGAAGGACAUGACUGAAAAAAAUAAAGUUGCUUUGCUAGAGCAAAGCUUUUGUGGAGUCUCCGUUGUAGUGCCGGAUCUUGAAGGAGCUUUUUAUUUAAAAGAAGAUGGCAAAAAGUCUUGGAAGAAAAGAUAUUUUCUCCUGCGGGCUUCUGGAAUUUAUUAUGUGCCUAAAGGAAAGACGAAGACGUCCCGCGAUUUGGCUUGUUUUAUCCAGUUCGAUAAUGUCAACGUUUAUUAUGGCAUGCAGUACAAGGCGAAGUACAAAGCCCCCACCGAUCACUGCUUCGUCCUGAAGCAUCCACAAAUUCAAAAGGAAUCCCAAUACAUAAAAUACCUGUGCUGUGAUGACCCAUGGGUGCUCCACCAGUGGGUGACUGGAAUAAGAAUAGCAAAGUACGGGAAAACCUUAUAUGACAACUAUAAAGCUGCCGUCCAAAAGGCUGGCCUGGCUUCCCAUUGGUCUUCCCUUAGCAAUCCAUCAGUACAAGGCACAGCGGGCAAACCUCAAGGAAACGGACAGGUUCCUCAAAAUGUAACAAGUGUCAGCUCAAGCUUCUCAGAUGCCUGGAAACGUGGAGAAACAGCUAAGGGCACACCAUUAAAUGAGAGCUCAAAACCUGAAGUUAUUAGGCAUCCAACACCGACAUUAGCAAAAAAGCCUCCACCCGCACCUAUAAGAUCAUCAUCCAGUGCAGUACCAGCACCACCAAUGCCAACCAAAGCCAAACCAGGUGGAUAUAUGCCCCCACCCCCACCGCAGUGUUCCUACCCAGAAGACUCACAACUUCAGGAUGAUUUCCUUCCCCCUCCUCCUCCUGAUUUCUUUGAUAUGCCACCUGACUUCUUACCUCCACCUCCUCCAUCAUCUAGUUCCACAUCUGGUUAUGCUCCAGCUCCUCCUCCUCCACCACCACCACAAAUCACAGCCACCGCUGCCGCACCUCCUCCCCCACCGCCACCUUCUGCUUCCGCUCCACCACAGCUACCAAUGAAAAAACUGCCCCCUGCUCCUCCAAAAAGAAGUGACAAUGCACCUUCCAUGUCAAACGGAGGUGGCGGGGAUCAACCAGAUUUUAUGUCGGAUUUGAUGAAAGCUUUACAGAAGAAGCGAGAAAACACAAACUAAAUGGAUGACAUACGGCACCUCCUCCUGAAACAAUGGUGCUGAGCAGCAAACCAUAGAGACUGGAUAAUGAUAUUUAGGGUUUUACGAAAUUUAUGUGGUGUUAUGUUAGAAGACAAUAGUAAAAAUUGUGUAGACUGUUCUAUAGGAUAUAAUCAAACUUUAACUUUACAAUGGAGGAACAUGCUUGAGCAAGUUUCAUUAUGAGGUUUUCUCCGUCAAUGCCUGGAACAGACUGUCAUUGGUUUGGAAAUGGAAAAGCCAGAAAGUUAUAUUUAGCACCUUUGCUUAACAGUAAUUUUAAUCCUGAUCAAGUACAUACAUUUUUUUUAAG